Molecule: messenger RNA, 1993 nt
Organism: Neohortaea acidophila
Lineage: Eukaryota; Fungi; Ascomycota; Dothideomycetes; Mycosphaerellales; Teratosphaeriaceae
Exons: 1
Coding region: 147-1850 (567 amino acids)
Source: RefSeq, a predicted model, not a curated record
CAGCCCGGAACAAGCUUUCUCCGACCCCCGAAGCUUCCCCGCCUAAAUUUUGGGCGAUCAUCAAAAAGUCUGUCCCUCAACUCUGGGUGAUGGUUUCUUGCACCCUCCACGUUCCCGAGCCACCUCCAAUCAUUGCUGGGCGGUGAAUGGACGCUUCGGCAUACCUCAAGAGACACGGCUGGCGAGGCGACGGCCACUCGCUCGAUCACACCAACCGCGGCAUCAAGAAACCGCUGCUCGUCAGCCAGAAGGUCGAUGUCCUGGGCCUGGGCAAAGACAAGCAUGGGCCGGUGUCCGAUCAGUGGUGGCUGCGCGCCUUCGAUCAAGGCUUGAAGAAUUUCGGCACGGGGCAACAGAGUGUGCUGGCCAGCGUCCAGCAGCACGGAAUCAACAGAGGCGGCUUGUACGGGCGCUUUGUGCAGGGCGAGAGAUUCGAGGGGAGCAUUGGGCACAGUGCGGAGAGCUCGGGGAUCUCGACUCCAAAGGAGAGACAGGACACUCCUCGCGAUAUGGCCAUCGACAUUCCUCCUCGAGAUGAGCUCACCGCCGUUCCGGAAAGCAUGGAGAAGCUGAAUCGCAAGCGCAAACGCACUGAGCGACCUGUGGAGAAACGAGCACGGCGCAAACUUGAACCGGAUGAGAAUGCAGUGCAAAUGGCAGAGGAGGAGCGAGCAGAAGCAAACGAGCAAGUGACACUCCCUCAAGAGAAGGCAAAGAAGGAGCGACCUCUACGAGACAUCGACGGCCAAGCCAAACAAUUCGUCGUCGAGGCAUUGAGGCGUGGCCUCAUUCCUGCCGGCCCCGGCGAUGUUCGCCAUGGCAUGGUCCUCACCGGCGCGAACGCGACUGCCAUGCGCACUGAGCCGCUCCCCGCCGGAAUGCAAGAAGUCUUCGAUCAAGUCGGCCUCCAUACGCCCAUGACACUUCCUGGUGGAUCGGGGAGUAAUGCUCUGAAGAAGCAGAAGAUCGCUCGGGAGAAGAUGAAGCGGGAGCUCAAGCGCGCGGCCAAGGCGUAUUUGAUGGGGGACAGGCCGCAACAACCCAAGGAGGAGCGCAAUAAACCGAAGAAGCCUCGAAAGUCCAGGAAGGAGUCUGAAAUUGCGCAGACGGAUGCGGAACGACAGGCCGAGAAGCAUGAACGUGCAGCGAAGAAGGAAGAGAGGAGACAGAAGAAGGCUACGGAGAAGGCUUGGAAAGCGUCACUGGCUGCGCAAGCCGCUUCAACCAAUGCUGUAGUGGCAAAUGGUGAUGCCGAAGAUCGUUCGGAAGGCUUUGUGAUCGACACUGAAGGCGACGAAAAUCUCACCAACCCACACACCCAGGCGAAAGUGCCGAGCGCCAACAGUAGACCUCUGGCCGGCCUCGAGCCCGCAGGUGACGAAAGCUACAUCUACAUCCCCGGAAGACCAGUCCCACUUGACCCGCGCAUCUGGGAAGGCAAAGUCGUCAAAGACCUGCCCAAAGCCGUGCGCAAAGCGCGCAGAGACUGGAUGGCAGCAAAGCGCGAGGCGAAAAAGGUGCGCGCCGGCCGCGCCCUUCCAGCGGCGCCCAAGGUUUCUCGUGGGCAACGCAAAAUCGAAGAGCGCGAAGCCCUGGCCAAACAAAUCUUGUUACAUUCUCGCCGGGAAACCCAGGGCGCGGGCGAUGGGUCCGGUAUGGUUGCCCUUGGCGGCGUGCAGGAUGUGCCGCUGGUGAAGGUCCAGUCUACUCUGGGUGGCUUUUCCAAGGAGGAAGUGGCCUUGGCCCGUGCGGUGGCGCGGCGAGUGUUGAAGAAUGUGAAGCGUGAGGAGCGUGCGAAGAAGGUUUCGAAAGACAAGGGCAAGGGGUAUAAGAAGCGGAAGCAGGCGUAGAAGGAAACAGGCAACGUGGUGGUCCGUCGGAAUUUGUAGCGUUGAGCUGCGAGCAAAGGAGUGCAUGCUCAGCGGCUGAAUAGAUAUAUCCGACCUCUUCUAGACGAUCAGAGUCCGUCUAUCUAUUGCUCAAUGCGUCCUGA